GCGUGGGAGGGGUACUUCCGGUCUAAUGGCGUCAAGAGCCAAGCACUGUUGUCACAUUUUGCCCUACAGUGUUUCAAUAUUUCGCUUUGUUUAUGUCGCCCGCGGUCCGCGGCACGAGGACGAGGAGCCCGGCCGGGCGCGCGAAUUACGCUAAACGGAGGUUUGGCAUCUGUAGAUAGGUGAAAGCUUGUGAGAAGAACAAUUUAUACUAGUCGUUGCAUCCAGAAUACUCAGUUAUGGAAGUUACAACGGAGGAGGCGCAAGCCGUGCUGCUGGAGGGAAUGGAGGGUACUCAGUACAUCACCAUCCAGAGGGCCGACGGGGAGUCCUUGAGCAAGGGGGUGCCGUUGCUGACGCUGAACGGCGAACUAAUCUCGGAGGGCAUGGUCGUGGACAUGAUCAACGCCGGCGUCGGCACGGACUACGGCACCGGCACGCAGUAUUACGAGGCGGACGACUUGCUGCCGCACGAAUUGACAGAGAAUGUGAAUUGUGUGAUGCAGGAGGACCGUAGACUCGCCGCGGCCCUGGUCGCGGUACAGCUGCAUCAGCAGCAGAAGCAGCAGCAACAGCAGCAGCAGCUCCACAUCCAGUCGCAGCACGAGGACCCGACUCUACCGGACGUUUCGCACCUCGAGACCCUGACGCCAGUGAAUUCGUACGCCAUUCAAGCGGUGCCGGAACCGAACGCCGCUCCGUCCGUGUACCCACCUCUGCAACCCUUCAAGAGGAUCACGCAGAACGUAAAGCAGGAGUUUAUCAACGUUAAAAGCGAAUACGACGUUGAGGUUUCCACGGAAAGCAGUGAGGACGCCACGUCGGCGUCCGGACCCAAGAGAACUCUGCCGCACAAGAAGAGGAUACCUCGUAAACUGAAGCAACAGCAGACGAAGAAAAACGCGGCGCGGAAGGACAGUAGCAAAUCGAGUCAAGAUAAUGCGACGAUUAAGUUGACUAGCGAGGUUCAGGCUAACGUCUUCAAGUGCGAAUUGUGUAGUUCGAAGUUUAGCAGUCAGUUGAAGUUCUUCGAGCAUUUAAAGGUGCAUUACGAACCGGUAAAACAGGAGACGCGAAUAGCUCAAGCGACUAAUACUAAUAUCUCGAUAUCAGUGCCGGAAACAGUACACACUCUAGACAAUACUGUGAUCGAGGAAUUCAGUGAACCCGAAGAUCUUAUGGAGGGUAUUCGAGGCGUAGUGGAAGAAACUGGCGCGCAUAUCGACGACGAUACGAACUCUCCGUUACCCAGUGCGAACAACGAAUCGACUAUAUGGACCAUCACCGGUGUCACGGAAGAGGUACAACAGAGGGACCAACAAAUAAGACCACCGGCCGUUAGCGAGAAUAAAAGUUCCGACGAGAAGGCAAAGACUGACAUUCCACAAACGGCCAAAAAAAAGAAAUCACCGAAAACGCGAAAAUCAAGUGACGAAUUAACGUGUACUCAGUGCAAUCGUUCAUUCCACCAUAAAAAUAGCUUAGUUUAUCACAUGCGAUCUCACAGCGGGGAACGGCCGCAUCAAUGCGAUAUCUGUAGUAAACGUUUCUUUGCCGCUAGCGCGUUGAAGGUACACAAAAGACUUCAUAGCGGCGACAAACCGUACAAAUGCGAGGAAUGCGGGCGACACUUUCGACAAUGGGGCGACUUAAAGUAUCAUUCGACGAGUAUCCAUUCGGAGCAGAAGCAUUAUCAGUGUGAAUUUUGCUCCAAGCAGUUCGCUCGGAAAUAUUCAUUGAUCGUACACAGGCGUAUCCACACCGGUGAGAAGAAUUACCGCUGCGACUACUGCAACAAAACGUUCCGCGCGAGCAGCUACUUGCAGAACCAUCGACGCAUACACACCGGCGAGAAGCCGCAUCCGUGCGAGGUGUGCGGCAAGCCGUUCAGAGUACGAAGUGACAUGAAGAGACAUAUGCAGACGCACUCCCGAACGAAAACGAAUGACAAGCAGUCGCUGAACAGAAUCCUGACGGGGAAGAACACGGAGGAGUUGGUGGGCGAUAAAGGAGCGCAGGCAAAAACGAUCCAGGAUCUCGUGAGAGAUCUGAAACUGGAGGUCGAAGCGACGGGUGUUGUAGAAAUCGUCCCGCCGGAUGACAAUCCGGAAAGCAUUUUGCCACAUACAGGACAAAACUUGGAAUACACCGUGACAUCCACAGCGGAUACUGUAACUGAAGACAGAGAUCCUCUGGAAGCGGUUGUGCGACCGACUGAUAAUAUGCCAUAUUUUUUCAUGUAAUUUUGGAAGUUUUAAGAGAAGAAAACAUAUUUUACUGAACGACAAGAUUGAUCAUUUAUGGAAUAUCGGCAUUCAAAAUCGGUUUGUAAU
Molecule: messenger RNA, 2330 nt
Organism: Temnothorax curvispinosus
Lineage: Eukaryota; Metazoa; Arthropoda; Insecta; Hymenoptera; Formicidae
Product: zinc finger protein 260-like
Exons: 8
Coding region: 237-2240 (667 amino acids)
Source: RefSeq, a predicted model, not a curated record